UAUACUUUUUGGAGCAUCAUCGGUGCAGAUAUUGCAGAUAGUGCAGAAGCAGUACCUGCUUAAUACCUAUACAUUUUGUACAACAGCAAUCGCAAAAGAGCAAAGAAUCAAGAAGAAUUGGAUCUGUGACAUAUACCUACCAGCUAACAGCUAUAGCUAGCUGUAAUAGCAGCAUCUGUGAGACGCGCAGCGACAGCAACGGCAUUGCAAAAGGAGGCUAUAGCAGAGCAGCACCUGGAGCUUCGCUCUCUCCAUGUUCUUAAGGAGACGACGUCGUUCGAGGCGCUCGCCAGUAGCUGAGAAUAGCCAACCGGUGGCCCGUGCUUUCAUGCCCCUUCUCUUCGUCAGGACGAGCUGCUCCCAGUGCCCGGAUUCUUCUUUCUUCACCUCCUCAACAUCCUCCCCGUCGCUUUUUGCUCGUUCGGCAGUACUGCAGCAGCCACGGACGGUCCCAGCCAACAGCAUCGUCCUGGAGGAGGCCCGCCUCUGACGAACGCUUGAUUCUAGGAUAACUCAGUGAAUUCCUUUUCACCACCUAGUGCAACUACGUCUUCAUCAUCGCUACAACAAAGCUCUCCUGUUUAAAGACAUGACUAGCAAACACACACAGCCUUCAGGGGCAAGGAGAAAGGAGAGCCAGUGUGGAAUUUUUCAUUUUCUUUUCGUUUCCAAUCUUCAAUCGUAUAGGUGGUAGGCUUUUUGCAUAACUGAGAUAGCACUGGGACACUGGGAGCUGGGAGCCAGUCUAGAAAGUGCCUCUGACUUCCUUAAUAAGUUCAAUCUGUUGCUGAUCAUGGUGGAAAGCGGCAGGGAAUACGUGCUGCAAUGGCCUGGCCAUGCAGCAUAUGUUACUGAGAGAUUUAGUGGAUUAUUAGCUCGACAGACACUAGUCGAUGUUACUCUCAUAUGUGAUGAACAAAAGUUAAGAGUUCACAAACUAGUAUUAGCUUCUUGCAGUCUUUAUUUUGAGGAAAUCUUAGCAGAAGACCUUGGACCUGAACCAAUUAUACUACUUAGAGACUUAAAUUUUAGUAUAUUAAAAGCCAUGAUUGAAUUUAUGUACUGUGGUGAAACAACAGUAUCUCAUGUUUACUUACCAUCGUUACUAGCUGCAGCUAGAUUAUUUAAGGUUAAAGAGUUAGAGUCUCUUGUGGAAAAUAUGGUUGGCUCUAUAACGCAAAGUUCCAAUUGUAACGAAGGAGAGUACUUGCCAAAUGACGUUGGAAGCAGCGGGCGCGCCAAUGGUGUGAUAAAUAAUGAAGACAACGGCAUCCGAGUGAGUUUCACAAACAAAAAAAAUUGCCAAUCUAACUACCGCGAAACGAAUAGUAGUGACUCAGAGUCAGAAAGAAAUUACAUCGAGGAAAAUAUUUCUGAAACUUUGUCCGAUAGUCCAAACGAUCGCUCCCUGUAUGAGGAUCCCUGUGGUAUCCCAAAAAGCAAAAUGUAUUCUACGUUGCUUAGAAACAGUGAAAGUAAAGAUGGUCCAUUGAGAAAAAAUGACGGGGAAAAUUCUGUAGAAUUACUGAGCGAUUCGUCAUCAACUCUGGACUCUGAAAAUUGUGAAAAAGAUUCGGAGUCGACGAGGUUGUACAAGCGUUGCUAUGAAUUUGUGAGUAAUGGCUGUGCCAAAGGUGAGGGAAGUUCACAGCUGUACUUGACGCCCGAGUCGACCGACAACGAGAUCAACCGGGUGGGCCAAUGUUCAAAGGUUUACACACACAAAAAACGCAAAGCCAAUGGCGAUAAUACGUUAAAAAGGCACACGCACCUCGAUAAAACAUUGCCCCAGCCUCUUGUCUCAAAUUCCAUCGAUUUGACGGACGACUCAUCGAAUGAAGAAGCGCCCGUAACUCUUAAAACAAAUUUGGACGGUGAGAGUUCAGAUUAUCUGUUGAGUUUCAAUAACGAGAGCAUACAGUCCAUCGUUGGCUGUUCAUUAAGCGAUUUUUGUCCCUCUGGUAGGUUGGAACUGAUAAAUGCGCGAACGCAUAGCGUGGAUGAGAAAAAUAGCGUUAAAGUAGGAAGAGAAGAAGAUAGGACUCCUGUGCUAAGGAGAAGCGUUCGUCUCAAUCAGCAGGAGAGCGAAGAAACCUUAGUUAAGGUAAAGUCGAAACUCAAGGACGGGAAAAAAAGCUCCCCAGACAAUAUAAAAUUAUUUUCACGUACAAAACGCAAGAAUAAAGAAUUAGAACGUAGAGUUCCUAAUGUAAAAGUGAUCGUGACAGCAACACAAUCUACGAGUAAGAGUCACUCGCGACCGCUGCGUAGAACGUCUAAACUCGUUGACCGAUGUACACCUAAGAAUCACCUGGCCAAGAGUAGUGAUAAGCCAAAGACGGUAGAAAAAUUAACAAACUCCGUCAGCGUGCAUGAAAGACCAGAAGCGACUGAGACCGUAGCUGGAGAUAAUCAGCAUCUGAACGAUGUUCCCGUCAAAUCAAAUAUUAGAGCGUCGUCGGUGAAUCGAGCUCUAUGGGGUGACAUGUCGGACAUGACUGAGGACGGCGAGGUGAACGAGGAGUUUCUCGAAUACUCACAAAGCGCUGAGAUACCUUUCGCAGUAGGCUUGCUGCCUUUGCGUGCGGCUCUCGAGAGGAUGCAGGCAACUCUCGACCACCAACCAAGAAAAACGCGAUCGUCGGUUGCUUCGACGAAACAAGAACCUAAUAAUCUCAAGAGGAAAAAUUCGCCGUUGCACGAGACUGUUGCGCCUGCAAAGAAGCAAAACAUUCACGACAUUGAAGUAGAAGAAAAUGCUAGUGCAGUUUGUCAUAUACAGAUAAGAACGUCUUCACCAUGUUCAAAACUUCGAAAAAGGUCUCUGUCCGACGGCACCACUGCCAGCUUAAGUGGGACCGCUGUUAACGGGCGGCCAUAACUGCGUUGUUUUGCAGAAAGUUAGGGUCUGAAAUUUGGAUAAGGUGCGGUACUGUGUUUAAUGGCACUCCUACUUUAUGUACAUUGUAAAUUUGUUCAGAUUAAUUUUUUUAUAAAAUUAACUAGCAUAAUGAUACUUACAAUUGAUAAUUGUUUUUGUAAAUUUUGUAACAAAAUAUCGUUUAACUACUAAGCUAUUAUUAUUACACUGUAUAAUUUUGUGUAUUGUAAAUCGAUUUCUAUUGAUAUAAGAAAAGUCACACUGUGGUAACGUGAUUCAUGUAAAAUACCCAAUGCUAAGGUACGGAUCGGAAUAUGUUUAUAUCGAAUACGAUUGAACUUACUCGAGCAUAAAUUAAGUAAUCAUAAAAUUUUAUAAAUUAAUAGUAAUUCACCGUUAUUAAUUUCUUGCGGUUCGGUUGUAGUCUUUUACUUCAAUAAUAGUAUUAACAAGUUGAUUUUGUAUAUUUCAAAAUUUAUAUAUAAUUACAUAUAUUUGUUGAUAACUGUAAAUUUUAAUUGACUUCUGCAUUAUGAAAUGAAGUUUGAAAACCAUUUAAAAGUAUGUAUUUGAUAUUUUUUAUUGAUUAAAAUGUGUAAUCGUCAUAAAAAUUGAAUAGCAACUUUAUUAAUAUCAGAGAAAUAACAACAAUUUAAUACAAACACUUUUUUUGUAAAAAUUUACAAAAUUAUUUAUAAUGUAAAUACGUGAUGAUUUUGGAUCAUGUUUAAGUUACUUUUAUUUUUAUUUGCAAUAUGAAAUUUAGCAUAUAAAAAAUACAUUUACAUCAGGCUACUAAUAUUAACUUUUUAAUAAGUUACAUGUAUUUUUUUUCUACAAAAUUAUGAAUCGCAAGGCGAUAUGUACAGUGCGUAAAAUUAUUUUUCUAAAUGAAUAAUAUAAAUUAUAACACCAAUUCUUUUUAAAAGAAAGCAAAGUUCAAAUAAAUCUUAGUCACUCCAGUUAAAACAUUUUUAUUUUAACCCGGUAGACGAGACAUGAAAAAAGUGAAUAAGUUUAAAUCAGGGCAAUA
Copidosoma floridanum is the source of this 3914-nucleotide messenger RNA. RefSeq lists its product as uncharacterized. Gene Ontology annotation, molecular function: protein binding. The record is from RefSeq and is a predicted model, not a curated record. Gene Ontology annotation, biological process: regulation of transcription by RNA polymerase II. Gene Ontology annotation, cellular component: nucleus. NCBI's taxonomy places the organism in Eukaryota, Metazoa, Arthropoda, Insecta, Hymenoptera, Encyrtidae.